Molecule: messenger RNA, 858 nt
Organism: Penicillium crustosum
Lineage: Eukaryota; Fungi; Ascomycota; Eurotiomycetes; Eurotiales; Aspergillaceae
Product: DUF3425 domain-containing protein
Exons: 2
Coding region: 1-858 (285 amino acids)
Source: RefSeq, a predicted model, not a curated record
AUGACCAAAUCCACUUUGUCGAAAACUGUGCAGUCUAUUUCCGUUUCCGGUGAUAAGCUGCAGCCUUCUGAAACUUGGGUUGGACUGACAGACCCAGAUGAAAGGCGUCGGCGGCAAAAUCGGAUCAACCAAAGAGCAUACCGUAUGCGAAAGCGACUCGGAGUAAAAAAAGAUAACUCCAGCACCUCGGUGAAAUUCACUAGUUCGACCUCCUCUAUCCCACCACAGGAUACAGCCUCACUACAAAGCGACUCACCAAAACCCACUCUAUGCCGCAGCUCGAAAUUUUUAGAUCUCCUUCUUGAGCAACUUGCACAAUCAGCGUAUCAAAGCUACGUCCAGGGAGAUCCGAGGACCACCCACUUCCUGACAUUGGCUAGGGUUAACAUCUUCCGGGCAUUCAUGCAUAACAUGAAACUAAUCGGCUGGUCGCCGAAUUGGAUAGACAGAAACACCGUCUCCAAUUUUAGUAUCAUUUUACCGCAAAAGAAUGCCACACUGGACGAUUGCAGCCACAUUCCGUUCAACCUUCGACCAACUCGAGUUCAAAGAACGAUGCCCCACCACCCUUGGCUAGAUUUCUUUCCCUUACCCAAGAUGCGCGACAAUCUCAUCGAAGCUGGCAAAACUUGGAAUGAAGACGAACUCUGGAAUGAUAUCAUGGGAUUUUGGGACGUUUCGAAUCUCGACGCUGGGCUACUGGUGUGGGGAGAGCCCUGGGAUGUGCGAAACUGGGAGGUGACAGAGCCUUUCUUGAAGAAAUGGCAAUGGGUUCUUCGGAAUUGUCCUGAAUUGAUGCAGUCGACGAAUUAUUGGCGUACGAGACGGGGGGAGCAGCUGAUAUUCCGUUAUAUUUGA